Molecule: messenger RNA, 7128 nt
Organism: Larimichthys crocea (large yellow croaker)
Lineage: Eukaryota; Metazoa; Chordata; Actinopteri; Sciaenidae
Gene: brd4
Product: bromodomain containing 4
Exons: 19
Coding region: 555-5357 (1600 amino acids)
Biological process (GO): chromatin remodeling; regulation of DNA-templated transcription
Cellular component (GO): chromatin; nucleus
Source: RefSeq, a predicted model, not a curated record
UUUACUGUUGAGUAACUGCAUGCUGCUCUGCCUGUGCUAGAGAGAGGGUGAGGGAGCGAGCUAGAGGGAAUAAAUCACUCUUCCUGGAUCUUAUCGGAGCCCUCUCUCACCUUCCCCUCUUCUCCUUGGACACCCCUUGCUUGUGGCUUGUGUCCAUUUAAGUUGGGGAGGCCCUGGAGAGGACACACAAUGGAGCGAAGAGCCUGUGGCAACUGGGCCGUUGUACUGCUGAGAGGGGGAUGGGGUAGAGAGAGGACCGGUUCACACAGCUAACACAGCCUGCCGGCUGUAGGCUCCCACAGCCUUUCCUCCCGCCUGGACCCACUGUUUCCGGGCUGGGGCCUUUUUCGUAGAACAGCAACCCACAAACUCCACUUGGACUACGUUAUGGAUUACUCGCCGUGUUCUAUGGGAUUUUAGGAUACAUACUGGAGCCCGAAGAAUAAAUCUCUCCCGUGUUUUGGAUGAGAGUAAAGGAAAAACAAACUUUUGUAUAAUUCUUUUGUGCCCUUUUUUGGUUUUUGGUUUCUGUUUCUGUUUAGUGGAAUUCAUAAAUGGAUUACAAGAUGCAUGCCAAGUCAAAUGAUUUGCUGGAUUUUCAAAAACUGGACGCCCUUCUGGAAAAAAUUGCACAUUCAGUCUCUGUGAAAAGAGAGUCCAGCGAGGAGUGCAAUGGGAUCAGCGGUGCUCUGUCAGUGGAGUCUGUGCCGGGGCCAAGACUAAACUGGUGUCCUGCCAACACCACUACCCCUGCCCCUGCUCCAGCUCCCGCUCCGGGGCCUGAGCCCACGCCCAACCCUGUUAGAAUGGGGGACGGCCUGGAUGCAGCGCAGAUGUCGGGCUGUAGCAGCAGCAGCCAAGGGCAGGCCCACCAAAUGGGCAACCCCCCACCUCCAGAGUACAUCAAUCCCAACAGGCCAAAGCGCCAGACCAAUCAGCUACAGUACCUGCUGAAAAUGGUGGUGAAGGCCCUGUGGAAGCACCAGUUUGCCUGGCCCUUUCAUGCACCAGUGGAUGCGGUCAAACUUAACCUGCCUGACUACUACACAAUAAUCAAAAAUCCUAUGGACAUGGGAACAAUCAAGAAAAGGCUUGAGAACAGUUACUACUGGAAUGCCCAAGAAUGUAUCCAAGACUUCAGCACAAUGUUUACCAACUGCUACAUAUACAACAAGCCUGGAGAUGACAUAGUCUUAAUGGCUGAGGCUCUAGAGAAGGCUUUCCUCCAAAAGGUCUCAGAAAUGCCUCAGGAAGAAACUGAGAUUGUUGUCAUGACAGGGAAAGGACGUGGCCGGGGCCGGAGAGAGGGAGGUCUGAGCUUGAAACCUGGGGCCAUCAUUGAUCCUUCGUCCACAACUCCUCAAACACGUGGUCUGUCAAACCUCUCAGCAGCACCGCAGACCAGAGGACCAGUGCACGGCCCGCCUUCACUACCUCCCCAGCCUUUGAUGCAGGCCCUGCCGUCCCACGUGCCCCCAAUGUUAUCCAGCCACGCACCACAGCUUGGAGCUCCCUACUCCCUGGGCCAGUCAGACUGUGCUCCUCAAGUUCCUAUGAUGACUUCUGUGCCUCCCCCUGCUCAGACUUCCCUUCCCCCAGCAUCCAUCCAGAGCACUGCCCCCAUGCUGCAGAACCCUAUAACCAUGACCAAACAAAGAAAGAGCCAGAAAAGGAAAGCAGACACUACAACGCCCACAGCAAAUGACCAACUGAGUGAAUCUUCACCAGCAGAGUCCAAAUCUGGGAAGACACUACCCAGGCGAGAGAGUGCCCGGCCUACUAAACUGAUGAAGAAGGAUGCUCCUGACUCCCAGCAUCACAUAGCCAUGGGGAUGGGACUGGGACCAAGUGGAGGUCAUAGCCCCAAACCACAGGAUCAGCUGGGAUACUGUGCUAGUCUUGUUAGGGACAUGCUGUCCAAGAAGCAUGCUGCUUAUGCCUGGCCAUUCUACAAACCUGUUGAUGUGGAAGCACUGGGACUACACGAUUAUCAUGAUAUCAUUAAACAUCCAAUGGACCUCAGCACCAUCAAGGCUAAGCUGGAGAACAGGCAAUAUCGGGAACCCCAGGAGUUUGCUGAUGAUGUACGAUUAAUGUUUUCCAACUGCUACAAAUAUAAUCCACCAGACCACGAGGUGGUAGCUAUGGCACGCAAGCUGCAGGAUGUCUUUGAGAUGCGCUUUGCCAAGAUGCCAGAUGAACCUGAGAGCAAGCCUCUGGUUUCUGCCCCAGCUCCUACACUUCACCAUCCUGCCCCUGUUAAGCCCCAGCCUCCUUUGGCCCACAUUGCCUCGUCUUCAGACAGCUCCAGUGACUCGUCCUCUGAGUCUGAGUCUUCCACAGAUGACUCUGAAGAGGAGAGAGCUCAGAGAUUAGCAGAACUCCAGGAACAGUUGAAGGCUGUCCAUGAGCAGCUGGCUGCCCUGUCCCAACCACAAGCCAGCAAACCAAAGAGAAAAGAGAAGGAAAAGAAGGAGAAGAAAAAAGAAAAGCAUAAGAAGAAAGGAGGCAUGCCUGGCUAUGUAGAUGAGAUUCAGGAUGCUACACCUGUUCCGCAGCUGUCCAAGAAGACCAAGACCAGUAACAAUAACAACAAAGAGGUUGUUCCCAAGAAGAAACCUAGUAAAAAGGAAGGGAUGAAAAACAAUCAUCCCUCCAAUCUGCAGCCAGUUCCCAGCCUGGAAGAUGACUUGGGGGCAGCUGGGUCAUCAGCUACAGGGGAAAAGUGCAAGCCUAUGACAUACGAGGAGAAGAGACAGCUCAGCUUGGACAUCAACAAGCUUCCCGGGGACAAGCUUGGCCGCGUAGUGCAUAUUAUCCAGUCCAGAGAACCGUCACUCAAAAACUCAAACCCAGAUGAGAUUGAGAUCGACUUUGAGACGCUAAAACCUUCCACUCUGCGUGAGCUGGAGAGAUAUGUGUCUUCCUGCCUCCGCAAGAAGAAAAAAGCUCCAGUUGAGAAGCCUGUGGAAUCCAUGGCUACCUCCAAAAAGACUGGAUCUUCUUCAGAGAGCAGUGGCUCCAGCACGGACAGUGAAGCUGAGGGCACAGGAAUAAUAAAACAGCAGAAGAAGAAGGGCCAGUCAGUAAAGGAAGGGAAGAAGACGCAUCUUCACAUCCAGAGUGGCCCUCCUCAGGCUGGGGUUCAUCCCCAGACUGCAGGCCUUCAGUCCAGUAGUCAAUUGAAGCAGCAGUAUCAGCCAUCUCCUGCAGGCUUCAUAGUUCCCCCUGUAGCUCCUCUGGAGUCUUCCCAGUUACUAGAGACUAGCUUUGACUCCCUGCCACCUUUCGGUCAGCCCCUCAUGCAUUUGUCGCACCACACGGGCAAUCCCUCUUCACCUGCGCCUCCUCACCUCAACGCUCAUUCUGCAGGGCCAGUAUCCCCUGAGACCCAUCCCUUCCUCAAUCAGCAUCCCAUCCUCCCAUCUCCAGCUUUGCACAGUUCCAUGCCUCAGCAGCCUUCUCGACCCAGUCACAAGGCAGCGCCUCUUCAUCCCAAACCCCCUCAGCAGCAACCAGCACCUCCUCCACAGCAGCAGCAGCAGCCAACCCUGCAGCAGCAGCAACAGCAACAACAACAACAACAACAACAGCAGCAACAGCAGCAGCAACAACAGCAGCAGCAACAGCAGCAGCAGCAGCAACAACAACAGCAGCAGCAACAACAACAACAACAGCAGCAGCAACAGCAGCAGCUCCAGCCCCAGUCAGUGGCACCACCCCAGCACCAGCUCUCCUCUCAGAUCCUUCACCUUCCUCAGCCCAUGCACCAGCGGCCUAUGUCCCCUCCAACACUCACACCCCAGGGCUUGCUGUCUUCCCAGCCUCCCCAGAUGUUGCUGGAGGAUGAUGAAGAGCCAGGGUCUACAACGCCUAUGAACCAAGUACAGUUAUACUUACAGCAGUUCCAGCAAACCCGUCAGACCCAACAGUCCAUGCAGUCGCUCCAGGCACAGGCUCGUCAGCAACAGCAGCAGCAACAACAACAACAACAACAACAACCAGGACAGACUUCUCUCCUGCAGUCUGUCCAGGGACAAUCUCAACUCUCCUCUCAGACCACGCUGCCUCUUACCCAGCUCCCUGUUCAGUCCCAGGCUCAGCCAGCCCCGUCACAUCAGGCCCCAUCACAUCAGGCCCCACCCCAACAGAUGCCUCUACACCAGGCCCGCCACAUGCAGCACACUCAGCAGCAGCAACAGCAGCCACAACCGCAGCAAAUGAACUACCAGCAGGGUCCUGGACUAGCUGGACAGUCCCAGGGAUCACAACACAAGAUAUCCAUGCCCCCCAACAAAGCACAGCAGAUCAUCCAGCAGCAGCAAGAACAGCCCUCGCCUCACCCAACCAAGGCAGACCCUUACAACACAGGUCACAUGAGGGACAACCCUUCACCUCUCAUGAUGCAUUCCCCACAACUUCCCCAGUACCCACCUGUGUCCCACCAGUCUCCACCUCACAACAUGCAGCCCAAAAAGCAGAGGGCCCCUGUGAAUCAAGGUGGGCUAAAAGAGGAGAAACUACCUCCGUCACCAGUAAUGAGAGGAGAGCCAUUUAACCCUGCAAUGAGACCAGAUCAUCACAAACAUCCUGAUAUCAAGCCUUCUCAACCAGGCCACGGCCAACAGAAUGUGAAGUCCAUGGACAGCUCGCGACCCGUCAUCCGUUCCUCAGAGCCGAGUGGGCCACCCCCCUCUCUGCAAGACAAGGAUAAGUUCAAGCAGGAGUCCAAGGCAUCAGUUGUCCCCAAAAAGGUACAGGAUGUGAAACUGAAGAAUAUGGGAUCAUGGGCCAGCCUGGCACAAAAGUCCACAUCUACGCCCUUAUCUGCAGUAAAGUCAUCAAGUGACAGUUUUGAGCAGUUCCGUCGUGCUGCCAGGGAGAAAGAGGAGAGGGAGAAAGCCCUGAAGGCCCAAGCUGAGCAGGCGGAAAAAGACCGACUACGCAGAGAGCAGGACAAACUACGAGGGCGAGAUGAAGAGGAUAUCAUGGAGCCAAGCAGAAGGGUGCACGAGGAGCCACGCAGGCGACUGGAGCAGCAGCACAUCCAAGCUCCGUCACAACAACACCAACACCAACAUCAACACCAACAACAGCAGCAGCAGCAGCAGCAACAACAGCAGCAGCAGCAGCAGCAGCAGCAACAGCAGCAGCAGGAGCCCCAGCCGGCUGCCAUUCAACAGCCUCCUCAACCCCCCACACCACCACAGCCCGCCACACAGAACCCAUUAGACCAACAGAGGGAGCUAGCGCGCCGCAGAGAGCAGGAGAGGAGGCGGCGAGAAGCGAUGGCAGCAACUAUUGACAUGAAUUUCCAAAGUGACUUAAUGGCUAUCUUUGAGGAGAACCUGUUUUGAGAAGAGGAGCAACUGAAACGUAACUGCAAAAAAUAAACACAAAAAAAAGCAAAAAAAAAAAAAGAAAAGAAAAUACUUGGAUGAUAUAAACUUCCUCUCAAGAGAUUUGGCAACCACAGAGGGAAACAGACUGUGUCUAGAUGUGACGGACCCUUGGAGACCGAGUACAAACGCUGGAGGGGCAGUCACAGCUUUGCUUUGCUGCCCCUGUGGGCAGAACACAUGCAACACGUGGGGAUAAUCUCAUUGUUUUGGAUGUCAUUUCCUGGGAAUUUGGCCUUGCCUGCCUGAUAUCUCAUAACAGGAGAAAGAGGACCCCUGUUUGCCUUUGUCACACUUAUGUCUUACAGUGUGCAUGGGCGCAACAAUAUAGUGCGAGAGUAAAGACAUCCCAAUAUCUAUGAAAAUGCUCUGAUAAUGUACUGACGGACAGACGGCAGAGGCGUUUUGAAACUGCCAGAUGUCUGAGGUGGUGAAGAAGACUGGUCUUUUAUGUUUUGUUUUGAUUGUUGUAAGUGAACACAUGAAAAGGUUGAGGGGGGCAACUUCCAUACUGUAAAUCAUGUAUAUUUCUCAGCAGAGAAGGUACAGUUUGCCUUACACCUCUUUCCUAAACAGACCAUUAUGUUCUGUGGCCUGCACACAUGGAAGAACCAAUAACAUUUACAACAGGAGAGGAGCUGUGCAGACCUUUUUUCAUCAUCUAGUAUCUACUGUAAAGAAGUAUUUUCUUAUACUACAAUAACUGUUUAUUUUGGAUCUUUCUUUUUUUUUUUCCUCUUUAGGUCUUUGAAUCUUCACAUUGACACACUCCACCACCUAUGUCUAUGCCAAACAACCCAUUAUCUUUUAUGCUAAAUUAAUUGUCCUAAAACAUGGUAGGGUAGCUAAAAAAAAAAAAAAAAAAAAAAAAAACCUGAAUAUAUAUAUGCAUUAUCAUCAAUCCAGCAAGUAUAUAUCAAAAACAGAAUCAGUUGGAGUUUUCAUCCUGCCGUGUGUUUUUCAUUUUAAAGCUAAACAGGAACUUGUUAGCAGAAGAAGGGAAAGGUCCAACCAUGUCUGAGCUUUAGUUGGAAUAUAAUUUCACUACAAGUGUCGCACCAUUAUUUGUAUUACACUUUAAGACAUAAUGUCCAUAUCAUUUGCCUGUUCACAACAGUCACACUACUGGAUCAGCUAAGAUAUGAGAAGAUAAGGAGCCCCGUGCUGUCCUUGCCCUGUGGGCGGUCUGAUCUUACAUAAAGGUUAUUGAUCAAAUGUCAACGGGCACGAAGAGGACAGGCCGGGAAAAAAGACAAAUAUUUAACAUCUUUCUGUUGCGGUUACUUGAAUCAGGUUAGUAAAGAUAUCUGGAGGGACUGGGCAGAACUUCCAGUUCAGUUUUUGCAUCGAAUCGUCUUCUCGUUCACUGAGGGCACACUGUCGACAGUACAAAAUAAAAAGACAAACAAUUACAAAAGUUAAGAAAUGGAAAAUGCUGAAAAAACAGUUUUGAUUUAUAUCUUUGUUCUUGUUCGAUAAUAGUGGAUGUGAGUUAUAAUUCUGUUCUCGGAGACAUUGUUUGGACCGGGGAUGGGUUGAUAUCUGAAUGCAUCUCAUCCUCUUCACUUGUCUCUUAUGGUGUUUUUCUCCAGUGCCUGUAUUGUAUUGCAAUUCUCGUUGGCUUAUAUUACACUUCGAGGGGGUUUAGAAAGGGGCGAGUCAGGACUGGGUGGUGUAAUAUUUGAAUGGGGAGGGAGAUUUUUGAAAGAGUUUGUGUAUAAAAAAAAAA